GGAGUGCCUCUGAUCUGCUGUGUCCCCGUCUGUAACCUGCCUGAUCUUCCUGAAGAGACAGCCACAGUGAGAGCAGAACGUGUGCAGCAAAAUGAGUGAGGAAUCUAUCAUCCGUAUCCCUCCAUACCAUUACAUCCAUGUGUUAGACCAGAACAGUAACAUAUCCCGCGUAGAGACUGGACCCAAAACUUACAUCCGACAAGACAAUGAGAGGGUCCUCUUCCAUCCCGUGCGCAUGGUCAUGGUGCCUCCACGUCAUUACUGUGUGAUACUGAACCCUGUGCUGAGGGACUCUGAGCACAUUGUGACAUUCGAUGAUGUGGGCCAAGCAAAACUGCGUCAUGGUGACCAGGAAAUCCGACUAGCGCAGGAUCCAUUCCCAUUGUAUCCCGGAGAGGAGCUUCAGCAGGGUAUCACCCCUCUCACUGUGGUAGUUGCCAACACUGCCCUACACCUUAAAGCUCUACUUGAUUUGGAAGACGAGAAUGACAAAUAUGUGGCUGGGGACGAGUGGCUUUUUGAAGGACCAGGUACCUAUAUCCCACGUAAAGAGGUGGAAGUGGUGCAGACUAUCCAGGCCACCGUGAUCCGGCAUAACCAGGCGAUACGCCUGCGUGCCAGGAAAGAGUGCAAAGACAGAGAGGGCCGAGAUCGCGUUACUGGUGAGGAAUGGUUGGUCAAGAAAGUUGGUGCUUACCUCCCAGGGGUGUUUGAGGAGGUUGUAGAUGUUGUAAAUGCAUUUGUUCUGACAGAAAAGAAAGCCCUGCACAUUUGUGCCACAAAGACAUUCCGCGAUGACAAGGGCAACCUACGCCGGACUGGGGAAGAAUGGUUAGUGACGAUGGAGGACGCAGAGGCCUACAUCCCUAAUGUAUACGAGGAGGUGGUAGGAAUUGUAGAUAUCACCACCUUGAACAGCCGUCAGUAUUGCGUCAUCCUAGACCCACAGGGGGAAGAUGGGAAACCUCAACUGGGACAGAAAAAAGUUGUGAAGGGUGAGAAGUCGUUCUUUCUGCAGCCCGGGGAAUCGCUAGAAUUUGGUAUUCAAGAGGUGUUUAUCCUCUCUGAGGAAGAGGGCCUGGUCCUGAGGGCCGUGGAACUGCUGGAGGAGCAGGAUGAGGACGGAAACGAGGUGGAACGUAAACCUGGUGACCGCUGGAUGAUCAGAGGGCCGGCAGAGUAUGUGCCCCCUGUGGAGGUAGAAGUUGUGGUGUUAAGAAAAGCUAUCCCCCUGGAUGAGAAUGAAGGCAUCUAUGUGCGCGAUAUCAAAACCGGGAAGGUGCGUGCGGUGGUCGGACACACAUACAUGCUCAACCAGGAUGAGGAGCUAUGGGAGAAGGAACUCCCAUUUAAUGUGGAGCAGCUUUUAGCCUCAGGGAAAGACCCUGUUGCUGACAGAUCCAACCGUCAGACCCUGGUACCUGAGGGCCAGGAGCGAGACAAGACACGGGCAGUCACCUACCGUGUGCCCCACAACGCUGCCAUACAGGUGUAUGACUACAGGGAGAAGAAAUCCAGGGUGGUAUUUGGACCAGAACUUGUUAUUCUCGGACCAGAUGAGCAGUUCACUGUGCUCAGUCUAUCUGGGAUGACCCCCAAACGGCCCAAUGUCAUUAAAGCGAUCUGCCUCCUCCUGGGUCCAGACUUCUGCACUGACCUGAUUAAUAUCGAGACAGCUGACCACGCCAGACUCCAGAUCCAGCUUUCUUAUAACUGGCAUUUUCAAAUAAAGGAUAAGACAGAUGCAGCUGAGGCCUCAACCAUUUUCAGUGUCCCUGAUUUUGUCGGCGAUGCCUGUAAAGCCAUUGCCUCAAGAAUAAGAGGAGCCGUAGCCUCUGUACAGUUUGACGACUUCCAUAAGAACUCAAAUCGUAUCAUAUGCUCAGCUGUCUUCGGGUUUGAUGAGGCACUGAAGAUUCGCAGCGCAUUCAAAUUCCCACAAAAUAAUCUAGUUAUAACCAGUGUGGAUAUCCAGUCAGUGGAACCUGUGGAUCAACGCACACGCGAUUCUCUACAGAAAAGCGUUCAGUUGGCCAUUGAAAUCACCACCAACUCCCAGGAGGCUACUGCCAGACAUGAAGCCGAGCGCUUGGAACAAGAGGCAAAGGGACGUCUGGAGAGGCAGCGUAUUAGUGACCAGGCUGAGGCAGAGAGAGCUCGCAAGGAACUGCUAGAGCUUGAAGCUCUCAGCACGGGAGUUGAGAGCACUGGUGCCGCAAAGGCCGAGGCUCAAUCUAAAGCAGAAGCUGCACGAAUUGAAGGAGAGGGAGCUGUUCUACAAGCCAAACUCCGAGCUGAAGCUCUAGCUAUUGAGACGGAAGCAGAGUUACAGAGACUGCGACAGGCACGAAGUGAGGAACUGCGCUACACUAUGGACAAAAACAAGCUGGAGGUGGAGAAGACGGAGAAGUUGGCAGAGCUGGAGAUUAGGAAAUUCCAGGAGAUGAUAAAGUCUAUUGGGUCAGAAACCAUUAGAGACAUUGCACUGGCUGGUCCUGAACUCCAGGUGAAGUUGCUGAAGGGUUUGGGAAUUCAGUCCACUCUCAUCACAGAUGGAUCGUCCCCUAUUAAUCUGUUCACCACAGCCCAUGGCAUGCUGGGACUCACUACCAAGCCACUGACAGACAAGGACGAAGAGUGAUCCCAUAAAGCUGAGCCUCUCAGGUGUCAUUUUGGCAUCUGAGCCUCAUUGCAUUUACAACACAGUCUAUCCAAAUUAUCACUGACUCUUUCUCUAUCUCAGUCUCAUGGCUAACUGCACUGCUCAUUACUCCCAGGCUAUGAAGGGGUUAAUGGAACCCUAACCCUUUUUUUUGUAAAGAUGUCUGCUUUAAAAAAGUUUAUAUUUGUUUAUUUUUCUUCUCCAAAAAAAGCCUGCUAUGUCUCACACAUGUAAACCAUAGGCAAUGUGAAGAACGGCAGAUUUUGUUAAGACAAUUUUAGAGUUUAAACAUUUUUCUUGUUUUGUUUCUUUACUAAGUCAUUACCAUUCAGAUGCGGCCUACACAAGCACUACACAAGCACUACACAAGCACUACACAAGCACUAUACGUGGUGUUUUCCGAAUGAAAUAACUAACAUCUUUAUUUGGGAUGGAGAGAAAAGAAAUAGGAGAAAAUGUACUUUUGAGAAGCAAUCAGAAUCUAAAUAAAUAAAUAAAGAUAUCGUAACUCAGUGCUGACAGCCUUCAUACUGUUCUAGGUUACCAUUUCAUAGUUUAUUCCUGUUUGCCUUAAAUUCUGUGUCCGCAAGAUCUAUCCAUUUAGGAGAAUGUGGCUAAUGCUGUCAUUGUGUGACAGAAGACAAAUAUGCACUGUUUGUUUAAAUGGCCACCUACGGCGUUUAAUACAAUCUCUAAUAAAUGACCUUAUUUCUGUUA
Molecule: messenger RNA, 3379 nt
Organism: Bombina bombina (fire-bellied toad)
Lineage: Eukaryota; Metazoa; Chordata; Amphibia; Anura; Bombinatoridae
Gene: MVP
Product: major vault protein
Exons: 17
Coding region: 92-2641 (849 amino acids)
Cellular component (GO): cytoplasm; nucleus
Source: RefSeq, a predicted model, not a curated record